CCUCCUCCAAUUUGCUUUACAAUUUUUAAAAAUUAAGGAUGGGUACCCACUUGGCUGUUACGAGAUUUAAUUUUUCAACGUCAAAUUUUAAUAUAGUGGUAGCCAAACACAGUGAACAUACUUGAAGCUCAACAUAUGCCCUUGUUUUGCCUGGUUGGGUAUCCAAUUCGAGAAUCUUCACUGUCUUCAAAAGAAGAGUCGCAGAUUAUCAAAGCUUUUGCUUUUUAGGCAAUUGGGUAAUAUAUGAAUUGAAUCAUCACCGAAGCCUUUUUAAUUACACGUAAUCUUUCAGACAUUCUAUCGAGUCAAUUUGGGUGUAAUGGACAAGUGCACCUACCAUCCAAUCUUGGAACAUCCUUGUUAUCCUGGACAUUACAGAAUCUUAUUGGGGGAGGCUUGAUUCAAUUGCAAACAUCUUGCCCUCAGAAGAGAAAAUGCUUUCCCAGUCUUUUUCUAAUUCUGUUUGUACACAAGUGGGCAGUGAAGCUACAUAUGCUCUUAGCAUACCACACAACCAUGAGGUGACGACUGCAGAAGUGCACGACGCUAUACCCCUCAGUGAGUUGCAGACAACAGUACAAAAGAAACAACCAAAGGGGAGAGUACGGUGGACUAUUGAAGAAACACUGACCCUCAUCAAUGCAAAAGAAGUCGAAAAGAAUCUUCCGUCUCCUGGUGGCUUCAUGAAACAGACUAAAUCAGCCAUUGAGAAAUGGAGGAACACCUCUGUGCAAUGUUACUCAAAUGGCCUCAAUCGCACUGCCACCCAAUGUAGGGAUAGGUGGGAUCAUAUUCAGCCAGAUUACAAGAAAAUUAGGCAUUACGAACGCAGUAUUCUAUCUGAACAAGAGAGCUACUGGAACAUGACAACAAAAGAGCGCAUUGAUAAGAAGUUACCAGCAAAUUUUACACGGGAAAUAUUCGAUGCAAUGGAAAAACACUUUGGUCAGAAUCGAACUGUCCAUCCUGGGGACAUGGUUAUUGACACAUCAGCUUCAGAUUAUGGAGCACUGGAAGAACAUGAUGCUGUUGCUGGAAGUAUCCCAUUGCAAAAGAAUACAAAACUGGAGACACCAUUUGAGAAUGGAGGAGAUGCUUCCAUUGAUACAGAGAAUCAGUUUGCUGGAAAAAAACGGAAAGCAAAUCCCGCUACCACAGGCAUUAGAUCAACUUUGACUGAAAACAACAGGCAGACCAUUUCUUAUCUUAAGGUGGCUGAGCAGGGGCACAUCAAACGCCAUGAAAAAUAUUGUAGCAUGGUGGAGCAACAAAUGGAAAUAGAUGAGAAGUAUUUGAAAGAUCAUACCUUGAAUGUACAGAGGAUGAUAUAUGUUGAGGAGCGCAAGGUUAAAGCACAACAAGAAUUAAUUACAGCUUUGAAUAAUAUUGGUCAGGCAAUGUUAAAAAUCUGGUCUUUUAUUAAUAGUGUUCUCUUCCAACCUGAGGCAUGUGUGGACUACAAGUGUCACUAAGAUUCUUGCGAGGGAUGAUCUCAUGACCAAUGAAGGCUUGAAAGUAUCGGUUGCACAAUUAUACACAAUACAAACAACAAUUACAAUUAAUAAUUUCCCAAUAGUUUGGCAUUGAUAAAAUAUGGUAUACAUAUAACUUUCCAAAACAUGAACAAAUGAUACACUCCAGUGAGGAUGAUUUGGGAUUCCAUCAUCAAUUUCGAAGUGCAGUGGGGUGCCCAAGCCCAACGUGGCCAGACUCAUUGUUGAGGGCAUGGUACGUAUGAUUGUCAACUCUCUUUGGUUCUUUCAUCUUUGCUUAAGGAUGAUGUUGGGAAAGGUGAAGGCUUGGGUCCAGUGGUGCUAUUUCGCUAGCUUACAACAACCAUCCAAGUGCACAACUUGAUAUGUAUGUGAGUGUAGUUAAUGGCCGAAUGUUGCAUAUGUGGAGUGGGAUUGUUUAAUUCUGUGAUAGCUUACAGAUCAUGAUGGGAGGUGGCACGUAUUAUGUGGCCACAUACAUGGAUGUGCCCAUCACUAAUUUGGUGUCCGAUUGAAGGUUUCAUGAUAUGUGCUGCCAUGAACGGGUGAUCUUGGCCCUUUAUUUGUCUUUGUAAAUUCCCAUGGUGGAAAGGUCAGUUUGUUCUUUGUGAGGGUGAACAUUUUUUUUUGCUGCAUUGAGUAGCCUUUAAGAUACCAUGGUUGUCAAACAGAUACUGCAGUUGUAUAUAUUUUUGUAUUAGUACCAUAUAACAUUUAUCAAAGCCC
This is a messenger RNA of Cryptomeria japonica (Japanese cedar), 2219 nucleotides long. RefSeq names its product trihelix transcription factor ASR3. The transcript has 3 exons. Lineage: Eukaryota; Viridiplantae; Streptophyta; Pinopsida; Cupressales; Cupressaceae. The record is from RefSeq and is a predicted model, not a curated record. Bases 435 to 1472 code for a protein of 345 amino acids.